AUGACCCACGGCCAAUACAACUUCACCAAUACGAAGCCAUCGGAGUCGAAUCCUCGUCUACCAGAGCUCCUCACAUCCAUAGACAAACUAAGAGGUGCAGAUAGAGAGGAUGCCUUACAUCGCGCUCUUGGAGUUGACACUAGGCAGCUCAAGAACGAUUUAUUAGGACCUCAAGAGUUGGACGAAGACACCAGGGUGCUGAGACAACUCGCAGAAGCCGUAGAAGCUGCUGUACGAGGAGGAAAGGAAGGAGUGCUGGGUCUCGACUGGGAUGAGUGA
Molecule: messenger RNA, 279 nt
Organism: Suillus subaureus
Lineage: Eukaryota; Fungi; Basidiomycota; Agaricomycetes; Boletales; Suillaceae
Exons: 2
Coding region: 1-279 (92 amino acids)
Source: RefSeq, a predicted model, not a curated record